This is a messenger RNA of Anopheles coustani, 2056 nucleotides long. It is a transcript of the gene MFS18, whose product is annotated as voltage-gated purine nucleotide uniporter SLC17A9. Lineage: Eukaryota; Metazoa; Arthropoda; Insecta; Diptera; Culicidae. The transcript has 4 exons. Gene Ontology annotation, biological process: transmembrane transport. Gene Ontology annotation, molecular function: transmembrane transporter activity. Bases 255 to 1568 code for a protein of 437 amino acids. The record is from RefSeq and is a predicted model, not a curated record.
GGUGUGCGAAGUAAAACGAACGCGAAAAACCUCUGUAAAUAAACGGCCGUGCGGGAUAGUUUUUAGUUUCUCAUCAACCAAAAACACACAUCACACUUAAGAUGCUGCAGCAGUGUCGAUAGAGGCUAACAGCAAUCCGGAAAGUAGUCGCAGCCGUUCUUUCUUCGAACAGGCCGUUUUGGUUUUAGAGAGAGUUACCUACAACACGUCAGCGCGGAGGUUUUCCUACCACCGGAGUGCAAAACGUUGCCCAAAUGAUGGAGGAAAAGCUAAAAUAUUCCUUCCUGCGCGAUCUUACCGAUGGCCAGAGUAUAUGGACCAGGAACGAAAAACGGACCUGGUUUCUGACGCUCAUCACUGGCACCUGCAUGUUGUACUCCACCCGCACCACCAUGCCACUGCUCGUACCGGCCGUGGCGGCCGAGCGGAAGUGGAGCAAAACCGACUCCGGGACGGUGCUCAGUUCGUUCUUCUGGGGCUACACGUUGACGCAGGUGCUUGGCGGCUACCUUAGCGACAAGUUCGGUGGCCAAAAAGUGAUACUGCUGGCCGCCAUCGGGUGGUCACUGAUCACCUUCUGGAUGCCGAACAUAAUCACCUCGUCGUCGCUGUUCGCGUCCUACUCUAUCCCGUUCAUAGUAACCAUUAGGAUAAUCAAUGGCGCCUGCCAGGGCGUCCACUUUCCCAGCAUGAUCAGCAUCACUAGUCAAAACCUGAGCGCGUCGGAGCGAGCCAGUUUUUUCAGCAUACUCACUUCCGGCUCGGCCCUCGGGACACUCCUAACCGGCAUCCUCGGUUCGUUCAUACUCGACUACUUCGGGUGGCCGACGGCCUUCCGGGUGAUCGGAUUCCUUGGACUCGCGUGGACACUCUUCCUGCGCUACUACACGAUGGCGUCCGAUCGGAGCCGGAUCAUCAACAUUUCCAUGCCGAGCCGGAUGUACUCGAAGCUCGGUACGCCCGAAACCGUCCCUUGGUUGCGCCUGUUCGAGCGGGGUUCCUUCUGGGCCUGCGUUCUGGCGCACGCCUGCGAGAUGAAUUGUUUCUUUGUACUACUUUCGUGGUUACCGACGUACUUUCACGAAAAUUUCCCACAAGCAAAGGGUUGGGUGGUCAAUAUGAUUCCCUGGCUGGCACUUCCGCCGGUAACUUUCGUAGGAAAACUGCUUACGGAACAUCUGCUAGCCAAGCAGUGGACCCUCACCCGAAUUCGGAAGGUCGUCCAGAGUAUAUGCUUUCUGGGGCAAAACUGUGCCCUGUUUGCCAUGUGCCGGACGCAAGAUUUUAAUAUGGCACUAACGUGCAUGUCAAUUAUAAUCGGUCUUUCGGGAUUCCACAACAGUGCGGUGACGGUGAACCCGCAGGAUUUAGCCCCCAGCCACUCGGGGAGUGUGUUCGGGUUAAUGAACACGGUCGGUGCGAUACCGGGCUUCCUCGGUGUGUACCUGGCGGGGCACAUUCUCGAACUAACUCAAUCCUGGUCGGCCGUUUUCAGUACGGCCGCCGCUAUUAACACCUUCGGGUGGCUCAUAUUUACCGUCUUCGGGUCAGCGGAAACGAUCGUCUAAAGCGAGAGCAUCAAUACCCCGUGCGUACCUCUUUUCUCUCUCUCUUUUUCUGUCGUUGUGCGCUUCGUCCAGGAAAUGUACCUCCGAUGGAGGUACACGGUUGGGUUGUAAUUUCAGUAUGAAAUGGAAACGAAAAGCCAAAACCAAAACCAAGCCCGUUGUGGGACCUUUAAUCCCCCCCGAUGGGUGUGUACAAUAUUGCCCACUCUUUUUCCCCAAUCUUAUUCCAACACGCCCUUAAAAUGAUAAACGUGUCCCUCGAAGGAUAUACACGACGCGACCCGGUACUAGAGCAAAAUUCAUUCCCGGACAGUGAACCGACCCGCAAUGAAACUUAUCCUACCAAAUUGACCCACUGAACGGGUGAUCAUAAAUGGCGGUAGUGAAGGGGAACUGCAAAAACUGUUAGAUAAUGUGAAAUCGAAGUAUAAAACAAAUAAAAAAAAACUAAAUUGAAUCAAUGUACAAAAAGUGGUUGAUGGUAAGGG